GGAGUGCUUCUAUUCAUAAUUGCGUAUAAAAUAGGGCUGUUAAGAUCUUUUCCGCGUUUGAGAUACGCGGCUUCGAUAUUUGGAGAUAUACCUACAAGUCAACGUCGAAAUCGACCAGGGCACCCCCUUAAGAAUAGAUGGGAAACCAGCAAUGGAUUUCUUGGGUUGAUAACUGUGUUAUAUGACUACGGUGCAUGCCACGUGUAAACAAAUUUACCUCCGUAUUUUCAAGUAUUAUUAGUACUAUCACGUGCAAAAUUUCUUAAACUUUCAUAAUGAGUACCCCGGUCUUAUCCAAAAAGCAACAAAAAAAAGCACUAUCUGGAAAGAAGGCUCCGGUUAAAGGGUUGAGGAAUGUCUUGGCCCAACCUUAUGAAUUUUGUUGGCCAAUUCUAAGAACCGACUUUGGGGAUUUGACAACUUUGCUAGAAACAACAAUGCCAGCCAUCAGACGAUCAUCGCUCAAUCUACCAUGGUCCCAUUUGGGCAAGAUGAAAAAGGCAGAAAGACAAGCAGCCAGGGAGGAAGCACGAAGAAAACUGGACACACCUCUUCCAGAUCAGAAUAUUCUAAACAGUAUCGUCGUCGGUGUUAACGAAGUUACACGAUUAUUGGAAAGAGAUGAUGCAUGUUGUGUAAUACUGGAGUCUAAUGUCGAGCCAAUGCUUCUCAUAAAGCACAUUGUUACCAUGGCAGACUUGAAAACCAUCCCAGUAAUUCUUGUCCCUUUUCUGAAAAGUGUGACGCUAGAAACAGUUGGAUUUGCGUGUGCUGCUAUUGCUUUAAAGACAGUAGCCCAGUCAGAAUAUCAUCAUUUUCAUCAUUUGUACAAAAAGGUAUUUGAAUUGGCAACAAACUUCCACAGGAGUCGACCGCUAAAACUGGAGUUCGAAAAACCUACUGACAGCAAUUCAUUCAUAGAUGAAACUAUUAUGAAUAUUGAAAAUUCUCACCAUAAACACACCGCGCAUUCUGAUAAAUCAUUUACUCUGUCAACUGAUGUAUAUAAGUACAGAGAUUCACAGAAACAGAGGGUAUUCGUACCUCAAAGUUCAAAUACAUCUGACAUUGUUACAGAAAGUUCAGACACUAAUUAUAUAAGCAUAGGCAAAGAUACAGAUUUUACAACCAAUGAUGUUAUUUAUAUAAAAAAUAAACUAAAAACUAGGUAUGUUAAUAUACACGAGAAUAAAAGAAAGGAUGUUCCAAAUUUGAAAGGUGAUAGUUCGCAGCUAGGUGAAUACAUGUCCCCAGACACUGAUUCAAGGUUACAUGGACCACCAGUUGAUCAAGUAUAUGAAAUGCGCAAUGAUUCCUUAUCUGAAGGAAAAUCUGAAAUUGAAGGUAUUAGUCAAGAGAUCUCAUUAAAUUUCAAGAGUGAUAAGACACAUAUAAAAUCCGAUAAAUUCAAUGAAAACUUCAGGUAUAAGUCGCUCAAAGUGAAACGAAUUCAGGGAAAUACUAAACGAGUUAAAGCAACUAAGCUGCCCAAGAAAAAUAAGAAAUAAAAUC
Diprion similis is the source of this 1512-nucleotide messenger RNA. RefSeq lists its product as uncharacterized. The record is from RefSeq and is a predicted model, not a curated record. NCBI's taxonomy places the organism in Eukaryota, Metazoa, Arthropoda, Insecta, Hymenoptera, Diprionidae. Gene Ontology annotation, biological process: tRNA 5'-leader removal. The transcript is spliced from 5 exons. The coding region runs from base 276 to 1508 and encodes 410 amino acids. Gene Ontology annotation, cellular component: nucleolar ribonuclease P complex; fibrillar center; ribonuclease MRP complex. Gene Ontology annotation, molecular function: ribonuclease P RNA binding; ribonuclease P activity.